Molecule: messenger RNA, 3124 nt
Organism: Acanthaster planci (crown-of-thorns starfish)
Lineage: Eukaryota; Metazoa; Echinodermata; Asteroidea; Valvatida; Acanthasteridae
Gene: dnajc2
Product: DnaJ heat shock protein family (Hsp40) member C2
Biological process (GO): regulation of translational fidelity; 'de novo' cotranslational protein folding
Cellular component (GO): cytosol
Molecular function (GO): ribosome binding; Hsp70 protein binding
Source: RefSeq, a predicted model, not a curated record
GAUAACGCAUGGGGUGCCAGUUACGCAGAGCUCGGUGGGCUCAUCACUUUGUUACAUUAAAUGAUUAAUGUCACAAAUAAAGUGCGCAAACUGUAAAAAUGACAGGUGUAACUUCCAUGCCCCCAUGUGCACCCAAUGGUGUUAAAACAAAGGUGUUUGGUACUUUGUCAGGUGCAGUUACCGUCAGAGUUGAGCCAGUUGGACGGUGGUUCGAAGCCCAUCUUCACAGACGCCACCAUCACCACAACCUCUCCCACACCUCUGGCUCUCUCAGGUCUGACUCCUCCUCCGAUAGCUCUGAUGAUGACUUGGAGUAUGACGAGGACGACUCCAUGUUGCUGACCCUUGACCCUAAAGAAUGGAAGAAUCAAGACCACUAUGCAGUCCUGGGAUUGUCCAAAGUCAGACAUGAGGCUACUGCCGACGACAUCAAAAGAGCUUAUAAACGGAUGGUCCUGAAGCAUCAUCCUGACAAGAGGAAACCCAAAGAUGGAGUGACCAAGCCCAGACAAUCAGGAGAUGACGACUACUUUACUUGCAUUACUAGAGCAUAUGAAAUUCUUGGAAACAGAACCAAGAGAAGGUCAUACGACAGCGUCGAUCCUAAUUUUGAUGACAGCGUCCCUCCUCUCAACAACAACUCACGUGAAAACUUCUUUAAGGAGUUCAGUAAGGUCUUUGAAAGAAAUGCAAGGUGGUCCAAAAAGAAAAGAGUGCCACAGCUAGGAGAUGCAAACUCCACGCUUGAAGAAGUCAAUAAAUUCUACCAUUUUUGGUACGAUUUUGACUCCUGGAGGGAAUUCUCCUACCUGGACGAGGAAGAGAAGGAGAAAGGCGAGAACCGGGAGGAGAGACGAUGGAUCGAGAGGCAGAACAAGACAUCCAGGCAGAGCAGAAAGAAGGAGGAAACUACGAGAAUGCGACAGCUUGUUGAUAAUGCCUACGCCUGCGACCCCAGGAUCAAACGCUUCAAGGAAGAGGAGAAAGAGAAGAAAGCAGCAGAGAAGAAAGCCAAGCAGGAGGCCGCUAAGGCUGCCCAGAUGGAGAAGGAGCGAGAGAGACGGGAGGCACUGGAGGCGGAGCGACUGGCCAAGGAGAAAGAGGAAGAAGAAGCCAAGGCCAAGGCCCAGGCAGCCAAGAAGGAGAGAGACGCUGCCAAGAAAGUCCUCAAGAAAGAGCGUAAAAUGCUCAGGGAUAUAUGCAAGAAAGACAAUUACUUUACAGAUUCAGAAGCAGACAGAGUCAAACACAUGGCGGACGUAGAGAUGCUGUGUGAUAGACUGUCGGCAGUCAACCUGCAGACUCUAAACGAAUCCCUUUCCAAGGCAGACCAAACAGCUGCCGCCGAAAUCUUCUCCAAACAGGUGUCCGACAUGCACGCCGAGAUGGAGAGAGAGAGGCAAGAGGACCUGAGGAAGCUGCAAGAGGCCCAGUCCGGCAAAGGAGGGGGUGGGGGCUCGGGAGGGGCGGGGAAGAACUGGAGUGAGGAGGAGAUCCAGCUGCUGGUCAAGGCCGUCAAGUUGUUCCCUGCCGGCACCGUGUCAAGAUACGAAGUAAUUGCCAACUUUAUCAACCAGCAUUCCACUUCCGAACACAAGAAGACGGCAAAAGAUGUCAUUAACAAAACCAAGAACCUACAAAAACUGGAUAGCGCACAGAAAGAGGAAGUCAACAAGAGAGCCUUUGACAAGUUUGAGCAGACCAAGAGCAAAGCCAAGAAGCAGGAUUUGUCGGCCCCAUCGGAACGGCUCGACACCGCAGACGCUGUGGAGGAGAAGAAGUCUCCUGAGACAGCGGAAGGUCCGAAGCCAUGGAGCACCGACGAGCAGAAGAGGCUGGAGCAAGCGCUGAAGACGUACCCCGCCAACACCAAGGAGAGAUGGGACCGCAUCGCGGAGGCGGUGCCUGGGCGCAGCAAGAAGGAAUGCAUGCUCAGAUACAAGGAGCUGGUGGAAAUGGUGAAAGCAAAGAAAGCAGCACAGGCAGCCGUGGCCAAGAAGUGAGAACUCAGCAGGCUGCAUCCGACACUGUGGAGCAGCGUCCACAUAGGUCUCUCUCUUUCGAGGUGGAUCACGAGGGCUCGGUGUCAUGGUGCUGCGUCCGAGCAGAAAUGCAGUACUAACCAUGGCAGAAAUAACGGUGCAUACUUUAACCCCAAAAGAGCUCGGCUGUCACUCCGUAACAAUCCGGCUGUCAACUGGCUCGGUCCCUGAUCUGGGAGAAAAGAAAGUUUUGUGAAAUUGAAGCUUUGAUCCAAAAGCAGUAAAUGUCUCCCACCAUAAAUCAGGCAACUGAGACGAUUGUAGUCGUCAAGGAAAAAUGGAAGUUGCGUGUUGGAAGCCCAUGUGCAACUUGUGUUCAUGGAAGCAUUUUUGUAAGCAGUCUGUAAGUUUUUAUUUAAAUCAGCUGCAGAAGCUGCUUUUGGCUAUUUGCUUUCAUACAUCGUGUUUUUUCUUUUCUUCAAAUAUAUUAUUUUUAAAAAGUAACUUAUCGUUGAAUAUAUUAUACGAUCUGGGUAUAAUGUCACUGAACGGAAAGCAGCUGCCCUGAAAAGAUAGCUGUGCGAUAGCAGCUCCUGCGAUCCCAGCUGCCUAUAAUUUGAGGAGACCACUGGCAAAUAAUGCCUUUGUCUAUUCAUAAAUAUUUGGAUCACAGUCAAGCAGCUGUGAUGCCUUGUAACAUUAAUAGCAUCAAUCAUCACACCCAUCUUUAUCGGUAGUUUACAUCUCUGAGAUUUUUUCCUAAGUUCCCUCUUGGUAAGUGAUAUAGUUUUGGGGGAUUUUUGCGAUUCAAUCUUUAUGGCCUUGUUAUCCCAUCCGGGAGUUAGUUUGCAGCAUGCAUCCAGAUCCAGCGCUGAGUUAUAGAGAUACGUACUCCAGUCUGGUAUUAUUUUUACACCGGGCAUUUGGCAAUUUUCAGAGUCACAUUUCUGCACCAGUACACAUGGAAUUUUAGUUCCACCAUCAACUACUAGAACAAAUCAUCUUUCUUUUUAGAAGAAUAUUGUGCCUGGUAAACCAGAAAACCCUUUAUUUCACAAGGCCCUUUUUUGAAUGUCUGUUUAAAUAGUUCUGCUCUGUCUAGCUCUGAGCCUGAUUAAAAAACAAGUGAAUCCAUGGAGAAA